Salmo salar (Atlantic salmon) is the source of this 3081-nucleotide messenger RNA. The record is from RefSeq and is a predicted model, not a curated record. Lineage: Eukaryota; Metazoa; Chordata; Actinopteri; Salmoniformes; Salmonidae.
AUGACCAGUUCUCUCUUCCUCCCACAGAAAGACCACAGUGCUUAUGUGUCCGUUUACUUUUACACUCUGCCUGAAACUACACUGACCGUAAAUCCAAACCCUGCAGACACUGGAAAGACAGUAACUCUGACAUGUUCAGUGGGAUCUGACAGUGGUUGGAGCUAUACAUGGUACAAAGACAACACUAAGAAAGUAGUGACCUUGUCUGACAGACACACUACAACAGGAGCCACCUUCACCAUCAGUAGAGCUGCUGAGUCUGACCAGGGUCUCUACUGGUGUCAGGGAGAGAUCCAGUCCAGAUCCAUAUCAUCAAUCAUCAGCGUAACUCCUGGACCCUCUACAUCAGUCCUAGUAGGAGUGGUUGUGGCCCUGGUUGUUGCUGGUGUUCUACUGGCCAUUCUGCUGGUACUGCUGUGUCGAUAUAAAAACGCCAAAGGUGGCGCUAACAUCUAUGAUACAAUCACUCCCUCAGACAGUAAUGACAGUGCAACUGGACUUGUUCAUGUGACCUAUGCUGAGGUUGACCUUAAACAGAAGGCCAAAGCCAAGAAGAAGAAAGACAGACAGACACCCAGCAGCCCGGUCAUUGUCACUGCUUCUGAGAAACAGAAACAGAGAAAGUCACUUGUCUGUGGGGACAGAAUGGAGCACACCUUGCUCUGUUUGCUACUAUUGCUGAGUACACACAUCUACUCUGGACACUCUGAAGAUGAUGAUGGACAGGCAAAGGCUGUUCUGACCACACACCCCAAAUCCUCCCAGAUAUUCAGGGGAGAAUCUGUCACUUUCAGAUGUAACAUACAGAGGGGAGAAGUCACUGACUGGAAAUACACAUGGCGCAAGGAUGAUGUAGACUCAAUCAGUAGCAAGCAUGAAUAUGAGAUGAGUGAGGUUAAGAUUUCAGACAAUGGUGUCUACAGGUGUCUGGGUACACAUAUUGAUAAUAGGAUGUAUUCUAAGUGGAGUGAUGCAGUCAGACUGACAGUGACAGCUCUGCCUACAGCCUCAGUGAAGAUGGUCACUACCCAGGAGAUACUGUAUUCCGGAGACACAGUCAAGCUGUGGUGUGACAUAUCAAACCACAGAGACUGGACGUACCGCUGGUUAAUAAAUAAAGAACGGCUUUCCAGUCAGACCAGUAAAAACACCACUAUCUCUCUCUCUGACCAGGCUGGUCAGUACCAGUGUCAGGGGACAAGGACAAGACAGCCCCAAAAUUCAUAUCUCAGCUCAUCUCUCCACAUUAGCGUCACAGCUCUUCCUGAAACUUCACUGACCAUGAAUCCAAACCCUGCAUACAAAGGAGAGACAGUAACUCUGACGUGUUCAGUGGGGUCUGACAGUGGCUGGAUCUAUACAUGGUACAAAGACAACACUAAGAAAGUAGUGACCUUGUCUGACAGACACACUACAACAGGAGCCACCUUCACCAUCAGUAGAGCUGCUGAGUCUGACCAGGGUCUCUACUGGUGUCAGGGAGAGAUCCAGUCCAGAUCCAUAUCAUCAAUCAUCAGUGAUCCUGUCACUAUCACUGUGAAAGAGAGACCUGUGGCUGUUCUGACCCUCCAACCCAGCUGGCCACAGACAUUCAGUGGAGAGACUGUCGCUCUCAGAUAUGACAGAGGUGAGAAGAGAUUGAGCAUUUUUUUUAUAACAUUAGAUUUUGGGGUAAUGUACAAUACCCUAUUAACAAAAUGGGUAAACAUUUUAAAGACUGAACAUUUGAUUUGUGUCACUUCCUUCAUAACAGAUAGACCCCAAGCUGUCCUGAGUGUCUAUCCUCAGUGGCUGAACCCUGGAGACUCAGUUACUCUGAGCUGUGGGGUUAAAGAGUCAUCUACAGGUUGGAGGUUCUUCUGGUACCGAACUGUUCCCUACACAGCUGGGUUACUCUCCCUAUUGGACAGGUCCUACUCUGUAGAGCCUCUAUCUGGCAGUGGGACUACUGAAGACUCCUACACUCUGAUCUCUGCUGGUCCUAGUCACACAGGAGGAUAUGUGUGUAGAGCUGGGAGAGGAGACCCAGUCUAUGACACACUCUACAGUGAACCUCAGUUUCUCUGGUCAGGAGAUCCGCAACCAUCACUGUCUCUCAAAACAAGACCUAACAGAACUCAACACUUUACAUCAAAGUCUCUCUCACUAAGCUGUGAGGAGAAGAGGAACUCUACUGGAUGGAGACUGAAGAGAUACAGAGAGAAAGCAGUGGAAUCAGAGUGUGUCUCUACCUGGGGAUCAGGAGCAGGGUCCACAUGUACCAUCAGGUUCACGCGUAAAAAGGACAGUGGAGUGUACUGGUGUGAGUCUGGAUCAGGAGAGUACAGUAAUGCUGUCAACAUCACAGUGGAUGUUGGCUCUUUGAUCCUGGAGAGCCCUCCCUAUCCCAUAACUGAGGGAGACUCAGUGACUCUGAGCUGUGCAAAUAGAUAUCAGGAAACAAACCCGAUCCCCAAGGUUGAUUUCUACAAAGAUGGAGUUCUCAUCAGCAAUGAGACCACAGGAGAGAUGACCAUCCCUGUAGUGUCCAAGUCAGAUGAAGGCUUCUAUAAGUGUAAAUCUAAUGAAGGAGAAUCACCAGAGAGCUGGGUGACAGUGAGAGGUUCUGUUGUCUCCAUCUCUCUGCUGCCCAGGCUGCUGUGUAGUCUGCUGGUGGUGUCUCCCUUUCUACUGGUGUCUAUCGUGCUGAUGGUGAAAUGCUGCAGGGCUCGAGGUGUAACUCCUGGACCCUCUACAUCAGUCCUAGUAGGAGUGGUUGUGGGCCUGGUUGUUGCUGGUGUUCUACUGGCCAUUCUCCUGGUACUGCUGUGUCGAUAUAAAAAAGCCCAAGGCCCCACCAGCCCCAGAGGACCAACCUGGACCCCCAACAGGACCAAGGAUCUACCCAGGGCCAGGCUCCUGAUGCUGGAAAUGACAGCUGAUCCAAAGGAAAAUCCAGUCUAUUCUGAGGUCAAGACAGGGAAGACCACAGGCAAGACCCAUUGUACAGAAGCAACUGGACCUGUUGAUGUGACCUAUGCUGAGGUUGACCUUAAACAGAAGGCCAAAGCCAAGAAGAAAGAAAUCAUCAACCCCACCUGA